Symbiodinium pilosum is the source of this 1776-nucleotide messenger RNA. Lineage: Eukaryota; Dinophyceae; Suessiales; Symbiodiniaceae. The record is from the annotation of a GenBank genome assembly.
AUGGUUCACACUGAGCCAUCCUACGUCCGCACAGAGCUCUCCUACAUUCGCCGCGAGGCGUCGGCGAUCCGGUCCGAGCCAUCCGCGGUCCACUCUGAGCCAUCGGCUCGGCCCGCACGUUCGAGAGCCUCAAGCGCUGAUGACUUGCUGGUGGAUCUGGAGCCGGAGCUGCUUAGAGGAGUUCCCAUUCAUCUUUGCCUCGGACGUUUUGGCAGGGAAUGGAGUCAAGCAAGUGGGCCAGGAGCGCUGAAAUGGCGGCCUCACCUUUCCAGGCAGACCACAAAGUUCACAUAUUUCUUUAGCCAUGACUGGGGUACCUCGCGAUGGCGGAAGUAUUUGACCUUGCUGGUGUACUUCAACAGCUGGCCGACCGCCUUGGUUUCUUUUGCUCUCGGCAUGUUGUUGGGCAUGUUGAAGUUGGCAGGAAUCCUGACGAACUCGGCUUGGUGGAUUGUUGCUCAGCAUGUUUUUUCACUGUUCGUCCUAUUCUUCUGGCAGCAUUUGCGUGAGUUUUUCUGCCCAGCCCGACUUGCCUUCCUGGAUCGGUUAUGCAUACCUCAACAUGACGAAGAGAUAAAGAGUCGGUGCAUCUAUGGGCUAGCUUCCUUCUUGAACCAUUCUGACAAUUUGGUUGUGCUGUGGUCACCGCGGUACUGCAGUCGACUUUGGUGCAUGUACGAGAUGGCUGCCUUCUUGCUGAAGAAAAAACAGUCGAAACGGAUCCAGUUCCUGCCCGUGCAGAUGUCCGUUCUCUGGUUCCUAUGCUACAUGAACCUGGCAAGCAUAUUGGCAACGGCCCUUGUCAUGCAGAGGUUGGGGCCCCGUGUGUUUGACUGGAACAAGCCCGAGGGGAUCACGGGCAUCCUGUUGGUGACCAUCUCUCAGAUCUGGGUCGUUUAUCCGCUUUUCUUCUACCUCAUGACGGACAUGCCCUUUGGAAUGGCAGAGCUGCCAAGGCAGCUACAGGGCUUUCAGCUCCAAGACGCACAAUGCUUCUGCUGCACGAACAACCACGCUCACCCAGUGACCGGCGAGCCAUUGGCUUGUGACCGCCAACUUAUUUACAGUGUCUUGCAGCGAUGGUCAGGAAUGCGAACACUGGCUUUGGAGGGUUUUCUGGACGAGGAGGAAGUGGAAGAACUUCAAGAAGUGUUCAACAAUCACGUGCAACAGCACUUGACGCCCUCAGUGGAGCGAACAUUCACAAGCAGUGCUUUCCUGAUGCGUCCGUUUGUUUGUGCAGCAGUGGCCGCUUUCUGCCCAUUUUUGUCGGAUUUCGUUGCCAACGAAUUCUUCAGGCUGUUUGAGACUUCCUUUCGAGGAAGUGCAAUCCAAAAUGCAGGAUUUCCCAUCUACUUCUUCUUCGCACUUCUGUGCUUACAGCGAGUGAUCUUGGGCAUAGCACAGUUGGGGGCACGACGCUGGGGACCUUCACGAAGCAGACGCCUAUGUGUGAUUCUUUGCCAAGUCUUGGCAUUCUCAGUGGUGGCUUUCAUCAUUGCACCAGGAUUUGCAUUGUGCGCUGCUUUGGGAGGAAAGAAUCUUCUGGCAUACAAAAGGCGGAGCAUGCUACCAUUCAUACCAACAGGAGUAUUGAUGAUUUGGGGCAUAUAUCUACUACGUCCUGGUCAAUGGAUCCGUGCAUCAGAUGUUAUCGGCGGCAGUCCGAAGAGAUCUCACAGAAAAGCAAAUGCCCCCAAGCAUGAGGUGAGCAACCGUGAGCGGGAGAUGGACAUGCGUUCUGAUAGCUCUGACAGCUCUUGUUUUGAGAUCUGA